UCUUCAAAAGUUCCAUCGACCUUAGAACUCCUGCCACAAAAAAAAAAUCGGAUCUUUCCCGUUUUAGCAAACUCUCGAAACCCGAAAUCACUGCCAAGAGUAGCACUCGAGCAGCGAUCAUGGCGGUGGAGAUGUUUCAAGUGCCGGAUCUAGCGUUCCUCGACUCCGUCCGGAGUUACCUUUCCGAGGAUUCCGAGUGUUGGCCGUGCGAGCCGCCGGCCCGAAACUGCUACGGCGCUGGAGCCCCGGCGUUCCGCCGGAGCACCAGCUUCAGCAGCCUGGACCCGUGUCUGACUGAGACCUGGGGCGAAUUGCCACUCAAGGAAGAUGACCCCGAAGACAUGGUCCUCUACGGGGUCCUCCGCGACGCCGUCACGGUCGGAUGGGCGCCGUUUCAGCUGAGCGGGCCGCCCGAUGCCCGCCGUGCCGGGUUGGGGAUGACCCAGGUGGUUAAGCAGGAGCUGGCUUCUUCGCCGGAUUGCGCCGCCGCAGCUGCAGCCCCUCCGACGGAGAAGGCGGCCGUGGCGGCGGUCCCGGCGAAGGGGAAGCAUUACAGGGGGGUGAGGCAGCGGCCGUGGGGGAAGUUCGCGGCGGAGAUUCGCGAUCCCGCUAAAAACGGAGCUCGGGUUUGGCUCGGGACUUACGAGACCGCGGAGGACGCCGCGCUGGCUUACGACUGUGCCGCUUACCGGAUGCGCGGCUCGCGGGCGCUGCUGAAUUUCCCGCUGCGAGUCAACUCCGGCGAGCCCCACCCGGUUAGGGUGACUUCGAAGCGGUCGUCGCCAGAGCCGUCGCCAUCCUCCUCCUCCUCCUCCUCCUCCUGCUUAUCCUCGCUGUCGUCGGAGAACGAGGCCUCGAAGAGGAGGAAGAAGGCGGUAGGGCCGGCGGGUCGGGCGACGGCCCAAGCCGGGUCGGAGCAAGUGGGGGGAACGCCGAUGCCGUGAAUGGAUCUUUGCAAUUCGGUGGACGAGUGGCAAUGUGGACAAGUGGCGAGCAGCUACUGGUCAGUGGAUGCGGACA
Molecule: messenger RNA, 1020 nt
Organism: Rhodamnia argentea
Lineage: Eukaryota; Viridiplantae; Streptophyta; Magnoliopsida; Myrtales; Myrtaceae
Product: ethylene-responsive transcription factor 2
Exons: 1
Coding region: 120-944 (274 amino acids)
Biological process (GO): ethylene-activated signaling pathway; regulation of DNA-templated transcription
Molecular function (GO): DNA-binding transcription factor activity; DNA binding
Source: RefSeq, a predicted model, not a curated record